AUGUUAUGUGUAAUAUAGUUAAAGCCAUCAAAAACGCUUUUCAGAAUGCUAACAAGGGCGCCACAUUCUUCAAGAAACUCGAGAAUGACCUCGAUAGAGCGGAGAAAUGGGCCAGACUCACCUGGCAAAACAACGAACAUUACCCCAGAGAGAAUGGAGUUCUUUUGGCCGGAUUCACAGAAGAACCGGUUUGUAAGAUCAAGAAUAAAAAUACGGCCUCCCCACUGGCAAUCAGACAGUUCCUUGGCCGCCAACGCACCUUGAUGAUGGUGUGGAGCGAUGCGGUGGAUGUGAUUCAGCACGAAAUCAUCGUCAGAUUGGCUUAUCCUCUGCUGAAAAUCGAACGAUCUGUGGAUAAUCUGGUCACAAUCUCGCUGAAAGACCCCGAGAACUUUUUCGAAGUCGAGUUCCAAAGCCCUGAAGCUGCAGUAAGCAACAUUUUUGCACAAUUUCGUGAAAACAUGUCUAGUGCUGUUAUCGUAUUUUUGCUGUUUAUGUCGGUUAAAUUGUAUUAAUUAUUUGUAUUUUAGUCUGAAUUUCUCGAAAUGACUGCCCAAGCUUGCGAGUACGCGAGGCUGCGGAUCUCUUAUGCCCAAGGUCAAUUACAAUUCCCUCAGCAAAGAUUAACCUUCGAGACAAGGGUUAGGCAUGCCAGAUAUCACUUCUCAGCGAUGCAUCCCAGGUUCCCUGACUGUGAUUAUGAUGGGGAUUGGUUGGAUGGACAACCUCAUGGAAAGUAAGAACCAUAUCUUACCGUAGUUUCGGCAAAAUUUUGAUUUUCGAUGGUUUUUCGCCUAUUAUGAUAUGUAUUUUUUUCAGAGGUCAACUCAAAUUCCCGGAUGAACGAAAGUAUAAAGGACGUUUUGCCUACGGGCAAAUUGAUGGAAUGGGUGAAUUCUUCAAUAAUAAAGCGCAAACUGCGGAAAAUACUACCGGCUCUGCAACUCCUUCAGCUCAGCAGUCAUCUUUAAUGAACAGCUUCUUUUACUCCCAACCCAAAUGUGUUUUGGACUCGGUUAGAUGGGUGAAAGGAAGGUUCAAGGAUGGAUUACUUCAUGGAUUGGGAUCGGCGACGUAUGUUUCAGCUAAAAAAGUUUUCCGAUAUCCGUACCUAGUGUAAUAUAAGGACCAAGUGUAAUAUAUUUUUAUCGGAAUUUCGUUCGGAAAUGUGUGUAAAAUCGGCCUGAGAUUCAUAGUCUUUGUAGAUUUGUGAAUGGUGAUACCUACGAGGGCUAUUGGGCCAACGGUCACAUGCAUGGACAUGGUGUAUUCAAAGCGAUGGGGGAGGAUAAUAUUGUCGUAUACGUUGGCGGAUGGCAGAACGGACUCAAACAUGGAUAUGGGGUUCAAUCGACGAAUAAAGAGAGGUAUCUCGGCCAAUGGAAUGAAGGAAAACGACAUGGAAAUGGAAGUUUGGUGACUAUUGAUGGGGUUUUUCAUGAAGGAAUAUUUGAAAACGAUAAGUUUGUGGUAAGUUUGGCUUCUAAUGGGUUAUAAAGAAUCAUUUUGAAACUUUUUUUGAUAAAGGUAUCAAGUAUAAAUAUAAAAAGUUUAUAAAUAAUUUUUUCAGAACGGUCGAGUUGUUUAUGAAACUUCGAAACACGACUGGGAUCCCGAGGCUGUCGUGGUCUUCGAAGGGAAAUUCGAGGAUUUGAAUGUGGCCGCAGGCAAAGGGACCUUGACUUUGAAUCAAAACAAUCAAAUAAUUGGAACGAUGCAUGGAAAGAUACUCGGAAAUGAGUUGGCAAUUACAAAUGCAACUUACAGACAUCUAUCAGAAGGCUUUGAAUCGGAUGAGUAAGCGGAGUUGCGAGUUGUAAUUGAAGUUUGAAUUUUGAUUUUGGCGGGGUCUGUGGCAUUCUGUUGCAAAGACGCGUGUUGUCACUAUUUCUUCAUAUCCUUGAGCUCUUAUUUCCAGGGACUUCAUAAUGGCCGAAGGCGCUAAACGUGGGAAAUAUGCGGUGCACGAAGAAGAGAAAUGGGUCGAAUUAUUCCAGCACUUCCUGGACGACGAACUCAAAGUUUCCAACGAAGAGUUUCUCUCCGCUCUUAAUGAUGACAGCGUAGUCCCAAAUUCUGUCGCUGAAAAGUCUUGGAACAGUCUGGCCGCGUCUUUGGCCAAAUUGAAACAGCAAAAAAAGGUGACAAUGAACGAUAGAUUGGAGAGAAUCCCCGAUUACAACAUGGAAUGGAGCAGCAGCUACUAUGCAAUGGUCUCCGAAUACUGGAAUCUCUGUGUCCAUAAUGACUUCCAUCCAUUGAAUCGGCUCAUGAGAGGGAUCAUUGAACUUUUUUCAUGCAGUUACAGUAGUGUCGGCACUCACGUGAUGUAUGAUACGGCUGUGUUGGAGUUCAGAACAUUGAUGUCGAGGUGUUACGCAGUCACUAGGCUGUUGUUUGUCAAUUUGCCGUCAACUCGCGAUAUGUUUACGUCAGUCCCCACUCUUCCGGAUAUUCAUCAUGACAAUACUGAGUCAGAAACUUCCUCCGUGUCCUCCGCCAGGACACCAGAGACGCUGUCUGUGGGUUCUCUGGAGCAGCUAGAGAUGGCACAAGCCCUUCUGAAUGAUCCGGAUCAACCUUCGACAUCAAGGGAAUACUCCACAAAUGAUUCCCAGACCCUAAGAAGCAAUGUGGAAGAUAUAACUUUAUUGGAAACACCGUGUUGCGACUUUAUUAUCAACUAUUUGUUCUCGGUGUGCUACGCAGACCUCUUUACGGUCUAUUCGGAGCGUUGUGAAGCCCUGGAUCGGAGGUAUUGGGAGCGUCUUCUCCACUUGAAUGCCCACACAGAUGCACACCUUCUCAGAUAUUUUGAUGUCAAAGGGUAAGUACAAAAAGCUUAUGAUCUUGAAUCUUAUUUAACUUACGGGUCACUUACUCCCUAACAACAACUGUUGGGGUAUUUUGAGAAGUUGUUUUACCCUCUUCGAUUUAAAAAGGUCGGGGUGUAUCAAGUGUAAUAUAGCCGAUCCAAUUAUGUGUAGUGCAUGUCGUGGAACGUCAGCAUGACACUUAAUGAUACCAUGCGUCGCGGAUCUCACGGAAAGUACAUCCGCAUUUGGAAAGGCCUACUAAUUAUGCCACUGUUUUCAGCGAACUCUGGCCAACGGAUAACGACAACGUGCGUGUUCUUGAUGCUUUCACGGUAAGAGUACACGAAGGGCAUCUACGAAAAAACGAUCUUCGCCUUCAUUGAGCCUCAGGGGAUGUGGAAAUAGGGAUUUGACGACAGAUGAACUUAUAAUAAUGAGGGAAUUCGAUGCAACCGUUAUAUUUUCGUAGGCAAUAACCGAUGAUUUUGGCAAUUCUUGCCUAAAUUAAGCUUACAGAAGGCUGUAAAAGCCAUUCAAAAGAAAAAUAUGCAAUUUAUUGGGACCUUUAGAGAGUCUAAAAAUCGUAUUUAGGCCAGAGUCAGCGCUCGAAACAAGUUCUACGGCAGCGCUGUAACGAGGCUACAACAGAUCAGCGGCGUCUUCAACCCAACCAGCAAGCUCGCUAUCCUCGCUGAGACCUUUUCGGAGAUUACUCAGGUAGGACAAACCAUUUUAAACAUUUUUAUGAUCUUUUUUAUAAGUUUGGGGAUUUUUUAACAUGGGUAAUGUAAUCAGAAUAUUGUUGCCAAAAAUAACUCUUCUUGCGUCACGAACCUAGCUGGGGAUGUCGAUUAGGCUGACGUUGUUUAAGCUUAGAUUUUAAGGACAUCAACACCAGCAUUUUAACUCUGUACAACUUUGUUUACCUCAGUUUCCCUCUGGGGGGAAUGGAUUGUUUUCCGCUUUUUGCAAUCUGA
This is a messenger RNA of Bursaphelenchus xylophilus (pine wood nematode), 3793 nucleotides long. The record is from the annotation of a GenBank genome assembly. NCBI's taxonomy places the organism in Eukaryota, Metazoa, Nematoda, Chromadorea, Rhabditida, Aphelenchoididae.